Messenger RNA from Sparassis crispa, 828 nucleotides. RefSeq lists its product as hypothetical. The record is from RefSeq and is a predicted model, not a curated record. The transcript is spliced from 4 exons. NCBI's taxonomy places the organism in Eukaryota, Fungi, Basidiomycota, Agaricomycetes, Polyporales, Sparassidaceae. Bases 1 to 828 code for a protein of 275 amino acids.
AUGUCCCCUCUGCGGAAAUACUUCCAGACUGGGUGGGACAUGGAAGAAAGGAUAGGUCAGACCCCGUCAAGGUCACAGACCCCGUCAAAGGUCAAGGGGUCAUGCGUGACCUUGCCAUCCCUGGCUGCUGUGGUGCUCAGCAACAACGAGACCAAACUGUCCGCAUUCCUGUCUGGUUGGCGUGACAGGCUGCAGUCCAUCCUUAGCACUGAUCCUGACAAUCACCUUGGCCGCCGUCACAUCGCGCUGUCAAACUCAGUCCCUGACUCAUUCCCUGAUGUCGCUGUGCUCCGAGCAUACCUCAGCCCCUCAACAUCAGCAAAUAUCUCGCACCUCCCAGCUCAUCCCCUGCCUGUUGACCUGGCAAAGCUCGGCACCUUCUGCGAGCUGCACUUUGGCUGGGGAACAAAGUCGGGGAUCGUCAAGCAUGUCCACGAGUGGCUGUGGCCUGGUAUGGCCCUCAAACUCCUUGUCACUGAAGCAGUCGCCUAUGACCGGCGGCACCAGAAACAGGGUGCACACUCCACUCUCGCAGCACCACUGUUGGAGGUCUGGCUGCAACCUGAUCACUCCAUGGACCAGGAUAAUGUCCGUGUGAUAGCAAUCGACCGCGAUUCUGCUGACAUUGCCAUCUCCAACCUCUUUGGUGUACGACUGUCUCCUCACCCAUCGGGCACGCAACAACCGAACUACAACCCAUCAACAUUCUCUGAGGUCAUCAACCUGACCGCCAGUGACGAUGAUGAUGAUGAUGUGGAGCAGCAGGAAGUCAUCUCUCUGAUAACGGAUGACCCAGUUGUUAUUGAUCUCACCAUUGAUGAUAAUUGA